Messenger RNA from Ilex paraguariensis (yerba mate), 1023 nucleotides. Lineage: Eukaryota; Viridiplantae; Streptophyta; Magnoliopsida; Aquifoliales; Aquifoliaceae. The record is from the annotation of a GenBank genome assembly.
GCUUCAUCCAAAUUUGAGAUUUUAGAUUUGACUGGAAGACACAUCUUUCAGUACUCUUAGACCCAAUUUGUUUUUUCAAUUGCCAACACCAUGUUGAGACCAAAUCAGCAUAACAAAGCAUUUGCUGUUAUGGGUCUCUUUAACGUUCUGAUGUUGAUCCAGAGAGGUGGUGCAUUUGAGUACAAGGUUGGAGGUUCAAAUGGUUGGGCUGUUCCUGCUGAUCCUAACUCAAACAGUCAUAACCAAUGGGCAGAAAAUAAUAGAUUUCAAAUUGGAGACACUCUAUUGUUCGUCUACUCAGCUGACAAAGAUUCAGUGCUCCAUGUGACUAGGGAGGACUACACAAACUGCAAUACAUCAACCCCACUAGAAAAAUUUGCUGAUGGCCACACUGUGUUCAAGUUCGACCAAUCUGGGCCUUACUGUUUCAUAAGUGGAGUUCAUGAAAACUGUCUCAAGAAUGAAAAGUUGGUGGUAAUUGUGAUGGCAGACCGAAGCAACCGAUCAAGUGUAGCAUCCCCAUCCCCAUCACCUUCAACAUCAACAGAGGUUGCUCCAUCUCCUGCACCAGCAGGCGAGGCGUCGUCUCCUCCGCCUUCAGGAUCAACGGAGGUUGCUCCAUCUCCAGAACCGGCAGGGGAGGGCUAUACUCCACCACCUUCAGGAUCAGUAGAAAUAAACCCAUCUCCAGCUCCUUCUGGGGAGACUCAUAAAAAUGGUGCUUCUUCAAUUGACGAGAGAAUUAUUGGCUUUGUUGGAACUUUUGUUGGUUCAUACCUUGUCCUGUUUAUCUAACUUGGAAGUUCUGAAUGAAGGGUGGGAUUUGCUGCUGCUUUUUUUGUUGAUUGUUUUUGUUCUUUAUGAUUGUCCUCACCUUGAUACCAGUGGAUUUGUCUGGGUUCUUCAAGGGAAGCUUGAUUGUUAAUAUUGGUUUGAUAUACCGUAUACAUGUGAGUUGAUUGUCGUAGCAACGUAUACGUACAAUAUGUAUAAUCAAAUAAUUGACAUUUAUUCGUUCUAGAU